AUGAGAAAUCCCGGAAAACAGAUGACUAUAUACAAUAUAGCCGAGUGCGUAGGAUACGCAUAUGCAAAAUCAAUAACGCCAGUUAAUAUAACCUCUGCUUUUAAAAAAUGUGGUAUUUUCCCGUUCGACGCAGACGUUUUUAGCGAAAUUGACUUCAUGCCAUCUGCUGUUACUGAUAGAGACCAACCGGAAACGUCAUCUGCGAAAUUAAUGGCUGCACCUUCUGAACAAUUAAACGACAGAAAGAAUCUUGUUAGUCUAUCAUCAGAUAUUACCUGUGCUCAUAGUCCAAUACUGUUUGAGGAAAACCCUUCUGAAGAUGUUGGAGGUAAUAAUACUGGAAUCCGGAGUGCUGAAAGUCCAUCUUUAUUGGAAUCUACUACUCCUGAACACAUUAUGGCUCUUUUUGAAGCACAAAAUUCUCAAAGUCCAUCUUCAAUUAUGCACGAAGUUCUGAAAGAUACAGGCGACCGGACAUUUAAAUCACCUAAAGAAUUUAUGCUGCCCUUAAAAAGUGGACCACGAGCUGGACGUCGUAAGCCGAGAAAACUAGAAAAAAGCAUGAUUGCUACGGAUACGCCAGAAAAGAAUCAGAUAGCUGAAGAACGAAAAAAAACACGAGACAAGAAGUCUGCGGCAAGUGCAAUUAAACGACCUAUACUGCAAGACAAAAAUUUCGAAGAACCAAGGAAAAAGAAGAAAGCAAAGAAGGUUGUAAUUCCAUCAGAUCCUCAAACAAGUGAAGAGGAAAAUUUUGAGGUUAUAGAUUUGAGCGAGUCUGAUAUAAGUGGUAGAGAGGAUGAAGAUGAAGAUCUUGAUGCUGACAAUUUACCUAUGGUAAACGAAAACUUUCGAGAACUAGAAAGAAAGACUAAAUGUAAUGAUUACGUAUUGGUAUCAUUCAAUACUAAAAAGAUAAAAAUAUAUUAUGCUGCAGUAAUAACAGAAGUUUUGAAUUCUGAGACCUACGUAGCGUCUUUUAUGAGACUUAUAGUAAAAGAGGAUAUGAAAUGUAAAUACUACAUGCCAUUAGAACCGGAUUUUGCUGAAGUGAAUAUUACAGAUAUAAAAAUGAUUCUACCGCUACCAAAAAUAAAUGCCACAAAAACCCGAAACUCUACUUAUGUUUUCCCACUUCGCAUAUCACCAAAGUUAAAUUUGCAAUAG
Parnassius apollo (apollo) is the source of this 1167-nucleotide messenger RNA. NCBI's taxonomy places the organism in Eukaryota, Metazoa, Arthropoda, Insecta, Lepidoptera, Papilionidae. The record is from the annotation of a GenBank genome assembly.